Syngnathus acus (greater pipefish) is the source of this 779-nucleotide messenger RNA. Its product is annotated as myeloid zinc finger 1-like. The transcript has 2 exons. Lineage: Eukaryota; Metazoa; Chordata; Actinopteri; Syngnathiformes; Syngnathidae. Gene Ontology annotation, biological process: regulation of transcription by RNA polymerase II. The record is from RefSeq and is a predicted model, not a curated record. Bases 93 to 779 code for a protein of 228 amino acids. Gene Ontology annotation, molecular function: DNA-binding transcription factor activity, RNA polymerase II-specific; RNA polymerase II cis-regulatory region sequence-specific DNA binding.
GUGAAGUUAUUCGUCCUAAGCAGGAGGAGCCAGACCGCACUCGCAUUAAAGAGGAAGAUGUGGGCAAAGAGGUCCACCACUUCAAUGAACAAAUGGAGCAGAAGUUUCUAUGCACUAUAAAAGAGGACGAGCCGGAGCGGCCAUGUAAUGAAGAGGAGGGAGAGGACUCCUGCGACAUUAGAAAGGAGGAGGAAGAUACCUGCAAGAUGCCAUUGACUGGGGUUCCUGUGAAGCGUUUAGAUGAGGGUCAACAUAAGGUGAGCACAGGGGCGGAGCCUCCCAGCUGCAGCUCAAGUCAACAAAUGACCAGAGGUGAUGGAGACCACUGUGGAGGAUCACAAGCAGCUCCACCGUCAGAUAGUGAUGAGGUGUUGUCACAUGUUCCUGCUGCUGCUGCUGCUGCUGAUGAUGAUGAUGAUGAUGAUGAUGAUGAGUCUCAAAACAAACACAGGCAAUGUUCUCACUGUGGAAUUUGUUUUGCUCAUAGCAGUAGCUUGAAACAACACAUGAGAAUGUACACAAGAAAGAAAAACUUUUUCUGCUCAGAUUGUGGCCUAAAAUACUCUCGGAGGGAACAUUUAACAAUGCACACAAAAAUCCACACUGGUGAGAAACCUUUUUCAUGCUCAGUUUGUGGCCAAGAAUUCUCUCAGCGUGGACAUUUAAAAGAGCACACAAGAAUCCACACUGGCGAGAAACCUUUUUCAUGCUCAGUUUGUGGCCAAAAAUUCUCUCAAAGGGUAAGCUUAAUCAGGCACACAAGAAUCCACACUGGGUAA